AAAGGGCUGCAAAUAUUGAGCAUUUAAUAAUUAUUAUUUCAUAUACAGUACCAUCUCAAUAAUUGCUACAUUAAAGUCUGAAGAAUAAAUAUUUAUGUAAAUAUUGAUCAGAGUCAACAGCCGAGAUGAUAUAGACAUGUCCGCCUAUCUGAUCUCAGAGACUAUAAGAGAUGAAGCUACAAUUCGUUUGUUGGGCUUAUAAAAUUGUAUAUUUUGAAAGUUAUGUACUAUAUGUUAUAUUGUUAUAUCAAACACACUUGAUUGUACCUCCCUCACUUUCACUAAGGCGAAUAUUGUUCAUUUUUGUGACACUCAUCUUUGAGAGUUGGGCUCUAUUACGGUUACCUAAAGAGUGUAUAGGGGUUGAGUUGAGUAAGCGAGAUUUAUUUAUAGACAACAAAGAGCGAUCAGUUAUUUGUGAGCUAUAAUCUUUACAGAACAAUUUCAUUUUAAUCAAAACUUUUGGAAUCGACAGACAAAUAUAUCACGAUGUUGGACGAACUCAAUAGUGACUGUCAGUUAAUUAUAAUCAAAUAUUUACAGCUUAACGAUCAAAUAGCGCUUUGUGAGGCCUCUAAAAACCAUUCAAAUCGCUUGUAUACAAAUGUGAUAUUUUCCUGGGAGCAUCAGCGUUGCUUCAAAUUGGAUGAAUAUAACUUUGAGAGGUUUGAGGAGAUGCCGGAGAUGUUGGACAUAUUUCUCUCCAGCAUUAGUGAAAUCGUGCAGAAAUUGAUAUUACAAUGGGUUACACUGAAGUUUCUAAAACGAUGGAAAAAUUACACAUUUCCCAGUAUGAGAACACUGAAAUACUUAUUAGUUCCAUCGUAUGGUUCUAAACAUGAAGCUGACGAAGCUUUACAAAUAAUGUCAAAUCUCUUUCCUGGACUACUUCGUGUAACGCCUCAUGGUGAUUUUCACUGCGGCCAACUGUCAAAAUGGACUCAGUUGGGCGAACUGAAUUUGGUCAAUUGGUUCUCCAACUAUAAAAGCCAAGUUAGUCCUAUAGAGGUUAUCCAGUGUAAAAUGCUGGAAAAACUGCAGCUGAAUCAUUAUUUUCGUUGGCCUGGAAUUUAUGAUCAAAUCAUGGCGUUGCCCAAGCUAUACAAACUUUCGAUCAUCCUAACUAAUCAUCAUGCUCUCCACGAAGACAUUGCAGUUGAACUGCUGGAGAAUCGUGGCUGCGCAAGGCGAGCAACUUGCGCCAUUUGACCCUGGCAAGAGUUUAUUUCUCCAUUAAAAAAAUUUGUAAGCUGAUUGCCAAUUUAAAGCAGCUGGAGCGAUUGGAUUUCAUAGACUUUCAGAGCUGGCUUAAUGAGAAGGAACUUUGGCGAAUUGUUGCCAAAUGCCCAUCGCUAAAAAUUCUAAAUAUAUCGGGUAUGAAACUAUGCGAGAAUUUUUUUGAACUUGAUCGGAGUGCAAUGGAGAAGACACUGAACAAUCGUUUGCAGCCUGUAAUAUUAAAUUGUUAUAACACUUACAAAAAUGAACAGUUGAUGCGUCAGUAUUUCAAGCAUCCACAACUGAAGCUAUCUUUUAAGCCUUCAACUUGGAGAUUCAUCGAUUGGAAUGAAUCGCACGGAAUGAUACAACUGUACUUUACACCUUUGCUGACAUCUUAAAAUCACGAAUGUUGUGUAUUUUUUAAACUAUUUUAGUGUUCACUUUUGGGUUAUUAUGUUUUAAUAAAAGCAUUAUGAAUAUAUUAAUUAUGAUGUAGAUAAACCCAUAACUUUAAUUUAAUCUUUUAGACUUGUUCAUAAAGAACCUGCAAUUGUUAUUCAUAAU
Messenger RNA from Drosophila nasuta, 1785 nucleotides. RefSeq lists its product as uncharacterized. The record is from RefSeq and is a predicted model, not a curated record. The coding region runs from base 490 to 1209 and encodes 239 amino acids. NCBI's taxonomy places the organism in Eukaryota, Metazoa, Arthropoda, Insecta, Diptera, Drosophilidae. The transcript is spliced from 2 exons.